Messenger RNA from Diaporthe citri, 861 nucleotides. RefSeq lists its product as uncharacterized. Bases 1 to 861 code for a protein of 286 amino acids. The transcript has 3 exons. Lineage: Eukaryota; Fungi; Ascomycota; Sordariomycetes; Diaporthales; Diaporthaceae. The record is from RefSeq and is a predicted model, not a curated record.
AUGGCGGUGCAGAACUCUGCGCCCGCAGAUUUGAUUGUUAUGGACCACAACUACGAGGAUCGGGUCUUGGAGAGACGACAGCUCAUGGCCCGGAACCCGAAUAUCGUCCUAGGGGCUAUUCCGCGGGGAAAGGCAUCUGUUGAGGAGCUUUAUUCGUUCCUGCUGUCGCAAUACCUGCCCCAGAGGUUCCCAACCAUGUUCUCCCUCUCCGAUGACGGCAAGAUCUUUCGAAACGGGAUCACCGGUGCUUCGUUUCCUACUCUGCCACCAGAUGACUCAGUUCAGGCACUCAGAAGACUCGGAGAGAUUAUUGAGGACGACAUGUUCCUGCUGCACGAAACCGAACAGGGCCACCGCAGCGUCGCAUACGUCUGCUGCUAUUGUUCUGGGUUCGACCCGUCACAAAAGUUGGACAAGCUGCUCCCUGAAAUCCACAAACCUGUGCCCAGCUACAACAAGAUCGGCCCGAGCAUGGACAGGUAUUUCAAGAAACUAGAAGUUGGCAAGAAUGUGAAGCGUGUGAAUUGGUCCGUCGUAGAUUCUCCCAUCCUCUUCAAUUGCAAAGGCAACCACGUGAACGAAGAAGACCUGGACCACGUAACUCGGGACGAAGACAUCGACAUAAGCAAGGCACGGAUACGGUGUGAGUUGCAGACAUUGAGCCGUCUCCCAAAGACCAGGGCUCUUUUGUUUUCCUUCAAGACACACCUGUACACCCUCGAGGAGAUCAAGUCCGAGGGACUUGGGCCGCAGCUUGCGGAUGCUAUCGACGGUCUGGGCAAAGGGAAUGCGCCUGGGAUGUGGCAAUACAAGGGCGCGCUCCGUCUGGGAAAGAAGGUCAAUGAGUACCUGCGGUCAUAA